ACGUUGCGUGGGGCCGGGAUAGUUGGGAUUAGCGUUCGGCGUGUGCAGCAAUCAGCUUGGCAUGGGCGAAUCGUCGCGAAGCAUGGUGAGACAGGGUAGCUGCAUGGUCCCAACGUCAGGGCCGCUGAUUAGGAGCACGGGGGAGCUUGUCUCGGCGUGCACGGGAUUCAGUUGCGGAGGGCGGGCGAAGCGCGAUUUGGGAGCGUAUGAAAGGAGGACUGGUGCUUUGCAGUUUGGCGCGCGACGUUUGUAUGUUAUCCUCUAGGGCACGAAUAGUUCAACAUGCAGUGCACGUGCCUGCUGUGCAACAGCAGCCGCAAUUGGAUGCCCGGGCUGCGCCGUGAUCCGAGUAGGCAUUGGAAAUGCGUCUGGUACUGGUGAUCUAACACGUUGACGGUUUUUUAAGAGCGGGGGUCGUAAUGCUGGUGACAGGCCGAUAUUGCCGUUAAGAUAUCAACGCCAUGCUACCGGUAAUUUAGGUGACCGAGGUGACUAUAACAGUGUUCCAUCCUGGAUGAUGGACGUGCUUGCGUCCUGCGAUGCCAUUUCGUAUGGGCGGAACGCAGCCGGGGCAAGUGGGGGCGCGCAGCAAGAACAUCUGUAUGAGUCGCGCCAAGCGAAGCAGGCGUGACGGUGCUGGGAGGCUGGCGUUUCUUCCGAGUGCAUAGGUGGAGCGGUUUAUCAACAAGGGUCGUAGUGUAUUGCCUUCUGGUUGCGGAGUGACGCGCAUACUGACCCUUGUUGCGACACGGUUGUGUGACGCGUCACGAUGCAACUGCACCUCACGUCUGAGGCUCGAGGCGGCAGUGGAAUUGCUGACCUGUUCAGUCGCAAGUCUCACAGGCGGCCGAGCAAUUAGUUGUCCUUGCGAUGUGCUGUACGGAUACAAGCGGUGGAACGAUGACUGAGAAUUGAGGGGAAAACCAGCAAGGGCUGAGCGAUACGCAUCAUAAGUAAGCAGCAGCGCCGGCGCGGGAGUCUUGCCGUUGCUUUGUCUUUUCUCAGGUUUUGAGGCCGCAUCUGCUCCAGGACCGUUUCCAGGAACCCAUGCAAGGUGCCAUCAUGAGACCAGGUGUCGUGACUGUUCAAAUGGAUGUAGUUUGGCGUGCCUGGUGCAUGUGAUAUAGGAGGUUCAGGGAGCCGGGGCAUGUGGAAACGGGUGCAAGCCCGCGCAACGCGUCGCGCUCGCAUGCUUGAUGGCAAGGACAUGGCAAUAAACGAAUUACGAAAUGCAAAUGGUACACUGAAUGCCUGCGAUGUAAAGUGCACCUCGA
This is a messenger RNA of Chlamydomonas reinhardtii, 1274 nucleotides long. RefSeq lists its product as uncharacterized. The transcript has a single exon. The coding region runs from base 83 to 265 and encodes 60 amino acids. The record is from RefSeq and is a predicted model, not a curated record. NCBI's taxonomy places the organism in Eukaryota, Viridiplantae, Chlorophyta, Chlorophyceae, Chlamydomonadales, Chlamydomonadaceae.